Eremomyces bilateralis CBS 781.70 is the source of this 1723-nucleotide messenger RNA. Its product is annotated as zeta-crystallin. NCBI's taxonomy places the organism in Eukaryota, Fungi, Ascomycota, Dothideomycetes, Eremomycetales, Eremomycetaceae. Bases 475 to 1515 code for a protein of 346 amino acids. The record is from RefSeq and is a predicted model, not a curated record. Gene Ontology annotation, cellular component: mitochondrion. Gene Ontology annotation, molecular function: oxidoreductase activity. The transcript is spliced from 3 exons.
AUGGUUUUUAAAUCGUACUGGUAUUCUGCUCUACGUACUGUCUACAGUAAUUAUCGUUGAUCGCAUGGACAAGAGAAACAUAAAUCCUGGAACCCCCCCACCUGAAAAUAAUAAUAGAACCCCCAUCCGACAGCAAUGAACCCUUAAGGUUGCAGCCGUCAAUGCAACAGGGUACAAUUAAGCUCCGGACGUUUGACUUCCAGAAUAGAAUUGGCAAAUCGCCUACUCCUGCUUGAACAUGUAUAACGUAGAUCCUUGACCUCGGCUUUCGCCCCGCCAUCCAGAUCAUUCCGUACCUGGCUGACGCUUGCUGGAGGAGGAAUUGUCGGUCGUUUCCCGCAGACCGCAUGACUUCGAGAAAUCAGGAGUAUUUCUAAUUGUCAACUUCGGAAAUCAUAGUUUGCUGUCAGCCAACUUUCCUUGAGCCAGUCAAUCACCAAUAUUCAAGACUAGCAAAAGUCAACCAGCGCAAUCAUGCAGGCGAUACACAUCACCGAAUUCAUCCCGCGUCCCACGGAUAUACGCACCUCCACACUUCCCCAUCCAGCGCCGUCAGACGAUAAGAUCAUUAUCCGAACAACCCAUUGUCCCAUCACCCAUGUCGAUGUCCUCUAUUCUCAAGGCAAGCAUCAAAACAACCGCCGGCAUAUGAAACCGCCCUUCAUCCUCGGCACUGAAUUCGCUGGAGUCAUCGUCUCGGCGCCGUCUUCCUCCGGCCUCAGGACCGGAGACCGAGUCUUCGGCGGGGGAGGAGGGACGUUCGCGGAGUAUAUCUCCAUCGACGCGACCAAGGCGGACGGAGUUCGGAAGACGCCAGCGGGUUGGCGGAAUCGAGAUGCGUGUGCGGUCGGUGCCAGCGGCGCGGUGAGCUAUGGUGCAGUGGUCAAGAUCGCGAAGCUGAAGGGUGGAGAGACAAUGCUAGUGGCGGGCGCAACGGGUGGCCUUGGGAUCUGUGCAGUACAAAUUGCACUGGCGCUGGGGGCGAAGGUCAUUGCGCUGGUGGGAAAGGAUGAGCGGAAAGCGGACGUGGUCCGAAGCUUGGGCGAAGGAGAUCAGGUCCGGACGGUGUGUUAUGCGGACGACAACUGGGAAAAACAGGUGCUCGAGAUGACCAACGGCGAAGGCGUCGAGGCGGUGUACGAUGCGGUCGGCGUGGUGGGGAAAAGUCUCAAGUGUCUAAAAUAUGCCGGGAGGAUCGUUCUGGUUGGAUUCGCGGGGCUCCAGGGUGUCAUGGAGAAGAUCCAAAUGAACCGAUUACUGCUGAACGCUGCAUCAGUAAUUGGAUACAGAUUUGGCGAGCAGUCGAGGCGGCUCCCACACGAGACACGGGAAAUAUGGAAGGAGUUCAUGGACAUGGUUGAUUCUGGAAAGGUUCGCCCAGUUGUGUUCGACGGUAGCUAUCGUGGUAUAGAGAGUAUACCGCAAGCGCUCGCAGAUGUCGAGGGUCACAAGGUCUGGGGAAGGGCGGUGGUUGAAGUAGCGGACGAUGGAACGCUGGCCAAUGGUAGACUAUAGAUGAUCAUAUUAAUCAGUACCUUAUGUAGGAAUCAAGCUGGCAAAAGAUUUACAUAUCAAUGGUGCAAUAAAGCAUGAAGUGAGAGAGCGAGCGAUGAGCGGGAAAUGGUCAGAGGGUGGAGUGACCGCCGUGCACGUGACCAGCAGCGACUGUUCUGGGUCUGAGUUCUGAGUUCUAACUGAUGGAACAUGAUUAGUCAUUGAUCUG